CUCGAGCAGUCUCCCUCUCUAUUUCUACAGAAGAGAAAACCAUUCAUGAAUGCACAGACCACAAGACCUCUGCUACGAUCGCUGCUCAGCAAUAAGAAAUACAUUGCCACGCCGACCUCUUCACCUCGCGUUCACCAUCUCCUACCCCUCCGAAUCAUGUCCUCUAGCUCUGCCCCAAUAACCCUCUCGUCCCUCACAUACCUGCAAGGCAAAGCCCUGGCCCCUCUCCUACUUGAUCCUACUGAACAGGCAAAGAUUGCCGUGAUUGAUGUUCGAGAUUCAGAUCACGUAGGUGGAAACAUCAAAGGGAGCACAUGGAUCCCACUUAACCAGCUAGAUGUGCGGAUACCUGAACUCUUGAGGACGCUCAAGGACAAGGAGAAAGUGGUUUUCCACUGCAUGUUGAGUCAGCAGAGAGGUCCUCGCGCGGCGUUGAUGUACGCAAGAGCGAAACGGGCACACAGUUCCAAGGAGCAAAAAGCAGAGCAAUCUGAUGAAGAGGUGGCGCAGGGAGCGCAAGAAGUGUGCGUGUUAGAGGGUGGCUUCGGGCAGUGGCAAGCACAGUUUGGGGAAGAUCCUCGAUUGACUGCGGACUACGUGCCGGACAUCUGGCUCUGAACGACCCAGCUGUUUGAGAGUGGAUUUGGUACAGCACAAAAGAAAGACUGACAGUAUGCCUUACCUCGAGGCACAUCCACACGGCCACCAAUAGCACCUGGAUGCACUGGAAUUGCAUCCUUCUUCAAAGCAUCCGACAUGGCUAUGUCGGGAAUUCUGGGCGACAGGUGAGACCUAAACAGGCGGCGUCCAACGUCGCCCGGUCCUGUAGUCGAAAGAUUCGGGCCCCUUCCAGGGCUGAGAAUACCUUCGCCAUAUGGUACCUUGUAUACCUAUGGAAGAAGUCUCAUCUUGGUGUGGACGUCGACACUGGUGGCAAUGACUCACCAACUAUGACUAUUCAUCCGAGGUGAAGGAAGGACGCCAUUCGAGGCAGGGCAUUCCGCUUGGGGAGAGUGUAUAGUUUUUGCCGGUGAGGAUCCGAUGUUUGAACCGUGUCCACAUGAGUUAGCCCUCAUAAAUGCUGCUGCCGAAUAGAGAGGCGAUGGCAGCGUACCACAUUUUACAAUGUGGCGUGGUGGUGAUGGUUCGACCAUUCUAGCAUCUUCCCUGCUAUAACGGUCGGGUCAAGCUCAGCAUAGGAACUCAGAGAUGAAAUACAAUGACUCUGUCUAUUUAGUAUA
This is a messenger RNA of Exophiala oligosperma, 1241 nucleotides long. RefSeq lists its product as uncharacterized. The transcript has a single exon. Bases 46 to 618 code for a protein of 190 amino acids. Lineage: Eukaryota; Fungi; Ascomycota; Eurotiomycetes; Chaetothyriales; Herpotrichiellaceae. The record is from RefSeq and is a predicted model, not a curated record. Gene Ontology annotation, cellular component: cytoplasm; nucleus. Gene Ontology annotation, molecular function: protein tyrosine phosphatase activity.